AUGGGUGGGGUUGGACCGUCCGAUGAUGAUCAUAUUCAGAAGAUCGAGGACAAUGACUCCAUGGGCGAAACGGAGUAUAAGACAAACAACAUCGCUGAUAUGAAUGAUGAUAGUAUCGCUGGGAUUGAUCGUGAACUCGAAGCUAUGAAUGUUGGGGAAGAUUCUCCACUUGCAAGUGAGAAGAUGGAGGUUGAAAGACAAUUAGGGUUUGAGCCUGACGAAAAAAAAAAAUUGCCCCAAUUCCAGAUUAAUAGCAAUUCAGAAAACAAUAAAGAUGCUGGCUCCCCUCCACUUACUCCUCGCUCUCCUCCACAUUCACCUGGCAAUAACCACUCAGACUGUGGGUCAAACUCAUAUGUCGGGAGCAACAUUCGACGAGCAAGUGACCUUUUCAUGGCAGUUUCAGUAUCAGCUGAGGUAAACAAGAUGAAAAUCACUGAGCUUGCUGUUGCAGCCAUGGAAGAGUUGACAAAAAUGGCCCUCGGGGGAGAACCCUUAUGGCGGCUCCAAGAAGACGGGAAAACUGAGAUUCUAAAUGAUGUUGAAUACAUGCGGGAAUUCAGGCAUGUUGAUGCCACAUUGAUGGAGAUAAUGAAAAUGGUUGAGGUGGGAAACUCUCAAUGUCUUGCAAGCUUGGACAGCAAUUCUGAAUCCGAGCUUGAAAGUGAAUACAAGCCGUUGCCUCAGGAGCUUGGACCAGAUCCUCUACAUACUGAAGCUUCACGUGAAACUAGUCAUGUUAGAAUAAACCCAGUCAACCUUGUUGAAUUGCUUAUGGAUUUGAAGCAGUGGUCAUUGGUGUUUUCCAAUAUCGUUUCAAAAGCGAUAAUACUUGGAGUUUUAUCAUCACCAGGAGUGGAAGGGAAAUUGGAUGGAACUCUGCAAGUGAUGACAGCGGAAUUUCAUGUCCCUUCACCACUUGUUCCAGUUCGAGAGAGUUACUUUGCAAGAUACUGUAAACUGCUAUCCCCAGGGACUUGGGGAGUCGUUGACGUAUCUUUGGAAAAUUUAUUCCCUUAUCCAUCAAUAAAAUUUCGAAGAAGACCAUCAGGCUGUCUAAUCCAAGAAAUGCCAAAUGGAUGCUCCAAGAUUAUAUGGGUUGAGCAUGUGGAAGUGGACAAUCGAUUGGUGCACAAUAUCUUUCAGCCGCUUGUCAUCUCUGGUUUUGCAUUUAGUGCAAAGCGUUGGGUUAACACUCUAGCUAGACAAUUUGAACGCUUUGCAACUCUAAUGGCUAGAAGCACCCCGACAGAUUCUGGCGUACUAAUACCACAAGCUGGGAGAACAAGUCUGCUGAAGCUGUCUGAGAGAAUGACGAGAACCUUUUGUGUUGAAAUCAGUGCUUCUACAGAAAACAUAUGGAUGCAAUUUCCUUUACCAGGGGCUGAGGAUAUCAGGAUCAUGACUAAAUACAGUACCGUGGAUGAUCCAGGGAAGCCUCCUGGUCCCUCAGUAGCUUUUGCUACUUCGGUCUGGCUUCCAGCCUCGCCAAAGCUUGUCUUCAAUUUCCUUCGUCAUGAGAAUUUUCGAAACAAGUGGGAUAUCCUUUCAUAUGGACACGCCAUCCGAGAACUCGCAUACGUCGUUAAUGGCGAGGAUCCAAGAAACCGCGUUUCUAUAAUGGAAGUGAUUGCUUCGCCAGUGCUAUAUCUACAGGAGAGUUACACCGACUCAACAGGCUCUUACGUGAUUUAUGCCCCAAUGGAUGCGUACGCCUUGUCCAUUGUCUUGAAUGGCGGGAACCCAGACACUGUGGCAAUCUUGCCCUCAGGGUUUGCUAUCCUCCCCGACAGGCCGCCGACAUGGCCGGAAGGAAAGGAAAGCAGUGGAAGUCUUGUUACAGUUUCAUUCCACAUAGUUGAUGGUGCUUCAUCUGAAGAUUUUAUUCCUCCUGAAUCGUUAGACACCAUGCGCCACAUCAUCAUGGAAACUGUCAUCUCCAUUCGGAUGGCUGUGACAUCAAAUAAUAAUCCACCAAAAAACUAG
Alnus glutinosa is the source of this 1986-nucleotide messenger RNA. Its product is annotated as homeobox-leucine zipper protein ROC2-like. The transcript has 9 exons. Bases 1 to 1986 code for a protein of 661 amino acids. The record is from RefSeq and is a predicted model, not a curated record. Gene Ontology annotation, molecular function: lipid binding. NCBI's taxonomy places the organism in Eukaryota, Viridiplantae, Streptophyta, Magnoliopsida, Fagales, Betulaceae.